CUUAAACGUUAAACCUAACCAUUGGGCGUACGAGACUCCAGUCGCCAUUGUUCGCAGGCCACAACCUAGCCGCAGGGUUUCGCAGCAGGUUGCCGAAGUCCGAACGCCGGUCGCCGGUCUCCGCCUCGCCAAAGCCCGAACGCUCUCGCUGCCUCGCCGAACUCCGACCGCAGGUCUUCGAAUUCCAAGUCCGAACUCCGAAGUGAGAGCGCAGUAUUCACCAUGGCAGGAGGUAAGAUACGCAAAGAAAAAAGUCACCGUGGCUCUGCUGGUGCUGGCGGCGCGAACCCUCACUACCAGGGCGGAAUUCAAUUUCAUAAGUCCAAAGGUCAGCACAUACUGAAAAAUCCUAUGCUAGUUGACACCAUCGUCGAGAAAUCUGGCAUCAAACCAACCGAUGUCAUCCUCGAAAUCGGUCCAGGUACCGGUAACUUGACUAAGAAGCUUCUAGAAGCAGGAAAGUCCGUCAUAGCCGUUGAGCUUGACCCUCGUAUGGUUCUCGAGUUGCAACGGAGAUUUCAAGGAACUCCACCUAGUAAGCUAAAGAUUAUACAAGGGGAUGUUCUGAAGUGUGAUCUUCCAUACUUUGACAUCUGUGUGGCAAAUAUCCCAUACCAAAUCUCGUCUCCUCUUACUUUCAAAUUACUGUCUCAUAGGCCACUGUUCAGGGCUGCAGUUAUUAUGUUUCAAAGGGAAUUUGCCAUGAGGCUCGUUGCUCAGCCUGGCGAUACUCUUUAUUGCCGCCUUUCUGUCAACACUCAACUGUUAGCUCGAGUCUCCCAUCUUCUAAAGGUAGGAAGAAACAAUUUCAGACCUCCACCGAAGGUUGAUUCUUCAGUAGUCAGAAUUGAGCCAAUGAAACCGUAUCAAAAUCUCAACUUCAAGGAGUGGGAUGGUUUAGUUCGAAUCUGCUUCAAUAGGAAGAAUAAAACUCUAGGUGCAAUUUUUAGACAAAAGACGGUGCUUUCAUUGCUAGAAAAGAACUACAAAACCCUGCAAGCAUUGCAGAUACCUGAGAAUGGAUCCUUCGAGGACACAGUCGACAUGUCUUUGGCUGUAUCAGCCUUAGGAGAUACACUCGGAGACAUGAGUAUGGGGAUCGACGAUGGGGAUGAUGACAAUGAGAUGGAUAUGGAUGAUGGUGAUGCUAAAGGAUCAGAUUUCAAAGAAAAAGUUGUGUCAGUUUUGAAGCAAGGGAAAUUUGAAGAUAAGAGGUCUUCCAAACUCACCCAAGUAGAUUUCAUGCACCUACUUUCUUUGUUCAACAAGGCUGGAAUUCACUUUUCUUAGGCCUCUGCUUCUUUUUUUUUUGAGCGGUGAGGGAAAUCUGCAGUCACUAUUCGAGAGUGUGUAGGGGUAAAUCCCGCCUUGUGACCCUAGUCAGCAAAAGACCGCAAGGAGGUAAAUCAGUCUAGGUUGGCUCUGCCUUUUAUCUAUACAUAUUUGUUUGUGCGAGGAGGUUGGAUACAUAUUUCUUAGCUCAAGCAGCUGGUUGGCAUUCAUCCAUUUUUGGUCUUCCUACCAAUAUGAUCUAAAUUCAAUUUUGGUUCCUUACUCAAGUUUUUGUAUGAUUAUACUUAUUAUAUAUUAUCACCGUCUUAGUCUUAAUUGUCUGUAAUUGCAAUCCUGGUCUGGUCUAUUUUAUUGUGGACUCGACUUUGAUAAGUUUUUUUAUAUGGAGUUUACAGGUUAAGGUUAAUGGGUUUAAUUGCAUUAAUUUGAUAGGUUAUCGGUUCACUUGUAUCAAGUUGACUAGUCGAAAUGUUGAAUUGAAUUUUUUUAUGUA
Messenger RNA from Ipomoea triloba (trilobed morning glory), 1786 nucleotides. Its product is annotated as ribosomal RNA small subunit methyltransferase-like. Gene Ontology annotation, molecular function: rRNA (adenine-N6,N6-)-dimethyltransferase activity. Gene Ontology annotation, biological process: rRNA methylation. The transcript is spliced from 3 exons. The record is from RefSeq and is a predicted model, not a curated record. Lineage: Eukaryota; Viridiplantae; Streptophyta; Magnoliopsida; Solanales; Convolvulaceae. Gene Ontology annotation, cellular component: mitochondrial matrix. Bases 223 to 1290 code for a protein of 355 amino acids.